AUGGGGGGCUUCACUCGCAUCCUCCAUUCCGGGCGGCCUGACGACCUCAUGGACGAAAUACCCACGUACGUCGCGAAACCGCUCCCAAACGAGGCGGAAAACAGAGGAUAUGUUGUGUUGAAUCGGCCGUACGCCUUUCUUCAGUGGGCUCGGGACACAAACAUAGCAGAGAAGUAUGUGCUGAUGUCGGAGCCCGACCACCUGUUCCUCCGGCCGUUGCCCAAUCUCAUGAAAGGAGAACACCCAGGUGAGCCAGCAUCCUGCGCCGGUGUACACGCAUGCAUGGAGGUCCCAUGGUGA
Messenger RNA from Ostreobium quekettii, 300 nucleotides. The record is from the annotation of a GenBank genome assembly. NCBI's taxonomy places the organism in Eukaryota, Viridiplantae, Chlorophyta, Ulvophyceae, Bryopsidales, Ostreobiaceae.